AUGAAAUUCGUUAUUGUUUUCGUUGCUCUUCUCGGUUUGGCUUUGGCCGCUCCACCACAGGAUGCUGUUGUCACCCGUCAGGAUGCCGAUGUAGGACCCGAAAGCUAUAAAUACGCUGUUGAAACCAGCGAUGGAAAGUCUGCCAGCGAAGAAGGUCAUAUUGAAAACCUUGGAGCUGAAGAUGAAGCUAUCUCAGUCAAGGGUCAAUACAGUUACGUCGGUGAAGAUGGUGUCGUCUACACUGUCACAUACAUCGCCGAUAGGAACGGUUUCCAACCACAAGGUGCUCAUUUGCCUGUUGAACCAAAAGCUUAA
Episyrphus balteatus (marmalade hoverfly) is the source of this 315-nucleotide messenger RNA. Its product is annotated as larval cuticle protein 65Ag1-like. The record is from RefSeq and is a predicted model, not a curated record. Gene Ontology annotation, molecular function: structural constituent of chitin-based larval cuticle. Lineage: Eukaryota; Metazoa; Arthropoda; Insecta; Diptera; Syrphidae. The transcript is spliced from 2 exons. Gene Ontology annotation, cellular component: chitin-based extracellular matrix. The coding region runs from base 1 to 315 and encodes 104 amino acids.